This is a messenger RNA of Sycon ciliatum, 1768 nucleotides long. RefSeq names its product protein ARV1-like. Gene Ontology annotation, cellular component: Golgi apparatus; cortical endoplasmic reticulum. The record is from RefSeq and is a predicted model, not a curated record. Lineage: Eukaryota; Metazoa; Porifera; Calcarea; Leucosolenida; Sycettidae. Gene Ontology annotation, biological process: sphingolipid metabolic process; intracellular sterol transport; regulation of plasma membrane sterol distribution. The transcript has 7 exons. Bases 415 to 1032 code for a protein of 205 amino acids.
CCAAGUGCCGCGACGUUGAACAGCGUGUUUGCUGAUGGCACCACAAAGUAUCUUGUUUAUGCUCAGGAAAAUAAGUUCAUUGACAUGAGCUGGACUGAGCCUGCACCUCAUCUUAUUUACCAGCAAUCCAGCUGAUGAGAAUAUGCGUUUCAAAGGAACAGGGCUGACUCCUCUGCCACCUUCCAUUGACUUUCCUUCAAGAGGAAUUCGCGAUCGUCCUUCUUUGGAGUCAGUUUGACAUCGUAGACCACACUAGUCUAAAGCCACUCUAGUACAGUGUAUAAGGUCGAGGUGGCGCAACACGUAGUGAGAGCUGUUCCGGUGUGUAGCCACAUCCUGUAUUACUCUGACAGCCUGCUUGGACGGAUUGAGUUGAAGCUGCUUGUUGGACAAAGCUUCCGUUGCACUACAAGAAUGCUUGAAGUGCCUGACAAGGAACUAUGUGGCCUUCCAGCCGAUAAAUACAUUGAUCGAGACGCAGUUCUACUCUUUCAAGAUAUCCUCCUGCUCAAGAUGCCAGCUUAUCGUCAUCUGCUGUUCAACGCCAGCAUCCAACGAUCGGUUUACCUGAAGCUGGCCUUGAUGACGUUGCUCUGCAAUGCCUAUAUCAAGCAAGAAUCUGGAUAUCGACACCAAACUGAGACGGGUGACUUUACUCUGCUGGAGCUGCGCUUCUAUGCGUCCUUGGCGGUUGCUGUCAUUGGUUUCAUUGCGUACUUGGUGGUGGCCUCGGGACUGGUGAAAAUGUUCAGCUCAGCGUCAAAGCUAACGUAUGGCAGGAUUGUUGAAACACUGGUGUUGACUAGCUUUGCACAGCUCUUAGCUGUAGCUGCUGCUGUGUGGGGAAGAGAUGCUGUGCAGCUGCUGAGAUUCCUUGCGGAGUUACUGGGGAUUGCUGCCAGCUCGCAUGCAAUACAAGCUCUGUCCCAAUGUGGUCAGGUGACUGCAUACGGUGUGAUUGGAGUAGCAUGGUUGAUGCGCUUCACCAUUGACUGGUACCUGCUGGCCACCUUUCAGGGAUUUGUCUCAUGAAACACAGUGCAGCACAAGCAAUCGCUUUUGAGAGAUAAUAUGUGAAAGUCCUACGCAAGUGCAGUUCUAUGCUAAGACGCUGGUGUUAUGCACUGCAUGUGGUGCCCCAAUCCACACAAGUACAGAUUCUACGCUGAGACACUAUACUGGGGCUAUGGACUGUGGUGCCCCAAUCUACACAAGUACAGAUUCUGCACUGAUCACUGGUGCUAUGGCUUGUGUGACACUCCAAUCCACCGAAGGACUGAUUCUACACUAACUUAUGCACUGGCGCACUGUGGAGUGUGGUACCCCAAUCUACACACGUCUCUAGGCAGUAGCCAUUGGAUUGCAGAGUCAGUAACGGCAGAUAUCCAACCUACAUACUCAAGACAUUGAGUUUGUUAAGAGCUGCAGCUGCUGGCAGGAUGUGGAGAGUUUCCACCCUGGCACAUGCACAGGAACACUCACUGAUCAUCCUGGAGUGCAGCAGAAUAUCAAGGCUGAGCUAGAAAGGGCAAUCGCACAACCGAUCGUGGCCUUUCCCAUGGUGGCACGAUGCUACACCACAUUCAGCGUCAACAAUCACUAGCACUGUUUACCAUGUUUACUGAACAGCUCUGAAUUAUUUAUCGAUCAACUCUUUUCUUGAACUUCCCCCCUCUCUCUCUCUCUCUCUGGUCCAACUCGCGACCCGUGCUUUAUUAGAGAUGUGUCUUUGCUCUUAUUAUUUUGCGUGCAUUUUGUCACACGUACA